AUGGCUGUAGCGACUUUAAAUGUAUCAGCUACAGUCUAUACUAGCAAUCAAGUGAUCGAUGUGACUUGGACACCAACAUCAGCUCCAUGUACUGAUGAUUUUAUUGGCAUUUAUUUUGCCGAAAUUCCUCUCACUGACGCUUGUAAUUAUUUUGAUUAUGAAUUUGUUAAAUCUAAACAAACUAAUAUGUCAUGGCAAAUGAUCAAUCUACGUCGUCCACUUCAAUUUCGUUACUACUCACGUGAUCUUUCUUGUUCAGGCAAUUAUUCAUUAAUUGCUCAAUCAGUCGUUAUUGAACCAGUGAAUUACAAUGAGCCAACACAUAUUCAUUUAGCUUACGGUGAUCGAUUAGAUCAAAUAUUUGUUUCUUAUUUAACUAAGUCAUCACAAUAUACUCCUCAAUGUCAAUAUGGAUUUGAUUCAUUCACACUUGAAUUUUAUCAAAAUGGUACAACAACUACAUAUACAGCAUCAGAUAUGUGUGAAGAAAAAGCAACCUUAUGGGGUCCACAAAAAUUUAUUGAUCCAGGAUAUAUGCAUACGAUUUUAUUAGAAGAUCUUCGUCCAUCAACAACCUAUUUUUAUCGAGCUGGAAAUAAUGAACAUGGAUGGUCAUCAAUCUAUUCAUUUACAAACCGUCCUGCAACUAAAAAUGAAGCAGUAACAUUGAUUGCAUAUGGUGAUAUGGGUUUAUCACCAGUAGAACCAGGUGCUAAGUCAACUAUUGAUCGAGUAACGACACGAAUUAUAUCAACAAAUAUUACUUGUUUGUUACAUAUUGGUGAUAUUAGUUAUGCUCGAGGUAUUGGUGCUCUAUGGGAUGCAUUUAUGACUCAAAUACAACCAAUAGCUGCUCGCGUACCUUAUAUGGUCAGCAUUGGUAAUCAUGAAUAUGAUCAUGUUACAGGAGGAGAUAAAGAUCCAAGCGGUGCACCAGGUCCUGGAGGAUUUAGACCAGGAUGGGGUGAUUAUGGUACUGAUUCAGGUGGUGAAUGUGCUGUUCCUAUGGUUCAUCGUUUUCAUUCUCCAUCAAAUGGCAAUGGUCUGUUUUGGUAUAGUUUUGAUGUUGGUCCAAUACAUAUAAUUUAUUAUUCAACUGAACAUGAUUUUCGUCGAUCAUCACCUCAAUACGCAUGGAUUGAGCAAGAUCUUCGUUCAGUUAAUCGUUCUCGUACUCCAUGGCUUAUUGUUGGUUCACAUCGGCAAAUGUAUACAUCAGAAAUAGAAUCAAUUGGAGAGUAUGAAAUUACAAUGAUGUUACAAUUGUACUUAGAACCAUUAUUCUAUCAAUAUCAUGUCGAUGUCAAUCUUUUUGCACAUCGACAUUCAUAUGGACGAACAUGUCCGAUGUAUCAAAGAAGCUGUGUUGCAGAUGGUGUAACACAUGUUUUAAUUGGUAUGGCCGGUCAAAACUUAGAUUCAGGUGUUUAUUCAACAGUUCCGUGGAGUAAAUAUCAUGAUCAACAAUUUGGAUAUACAACAAUAUUUGCUAAUCAAACCUAUUUGCAUCUUACAUACUAUCAUAAUAGUGAUGAUAGUAUUGCUGACCAAUUUGUACUAAUGAAAUAA
Molecule: messenger RNA, 1569 nt
Organism: Rotaria sordida
Lineage: Eukaryota; Metazoa; Rotifera; Eurotatoria; Philodinida; Philodinidae
Source: the annotation of a GenBank genome assembly